AUGAGCUUUGGUCGACCGCUCCGUGGGGGCUGCCACUGCGGCCGCAACAUCUAUGUCGUCCAGUUUCCCAAGGACCUCGACGCAGCCAACCUCGUUCAGGUCCUCUUUGACUCGCGCCCCUCGCACCGUUCAAUCUUAGCAACGCCGCUACCAGCCUACCUCCGGGUGCCGCUGCGAUACUACCGCGCGCUGACGGUCCCCUACCACGACGACGAGACCAACAGCCAGAUCCACCGCGUCUACCAGCCGGCGGGCGAGGAGCACGCAAUGCGGCACUUCUGCGGGUUCUGCGGCACCCCGCUCUCGUACUGGUCCGAGUCGCCGCGCAGCGAGGCCGACUUCAUCCGCCUGACCCUGGGCAGCCUGCUGCAUGAAGACCUAAGAGACCUGGAGGAAUGGGGGUUGGUCCCCGAUCCCGACUCCGCCUCCGGCACGGGGACGCCUUUGGAACAAGAAGAUGAGGCGGCGGAAGGAAACCGGGGCAAAAGUGGGGAGGGGAAGACGCGUACGGACGCUGCGACGGGAGCUGAGGGAGAAAGGGAGGUCGGGGAAGCGGGGGGGAAUGUUUGGGGCAGGGUCGGGGUGCUGCCGUGGUUCGAGACCCUCACGGAGGGCAGCCGGCUAGGGACGACCUUGCGACGGGCGAGAGGUGGGGGGACAGACCCAACGGAAAGGGUGAGGAUUGAGUGGGAGAUUGCUGAGUGGAGUGCCGAGGACGAAAAGGGUGAUGAGAGUCCACGUAAGCGGAAGUUGGAUGAGGUUGAGGACGCCGUUGAGGCCGAGAGGACGGUGGGCGUGCGUGUACAAUAG
This is a messenger RNA of Thermothelomyces thermophilus ATCC 42464, 810 nucleotides long. RefSeq lists its product as uncharacterized. The record is from RefSeq and is a predicted model, not a curated record. Bases 1 to 810 code for a protein of 269 amino acids. The transcript has 2 exons. Lineage: Eukaryota; Fungi; Ascomycota; Sordariomycetes; Sordariales; Chaetomiaceae.